AUGUCAGCCAGAUCUGCACGAAUAACGGCUUACCGUUUGUUUUUCAACAUCUUCCGUGGAGAAGUGAACUGUAUCUCAGCAACAUGUUUUCUAGUCGUAGUGUUCGUUUUUCUCUCCAUGGUGUUGAAUAUGAAACGUGCACCAACAGUGAUGACGUCAUUGGAACAUGCUAAGUUAAACUGGAAAGAACUAGAUCGCGAGUCCGAAAAUACCAUACUGAUUGAGCACGAGGACGAAAAUUUUUUUCAAAGUGACGACGAUGUUUUCUUAAAUGUUUUUAAACUGAUGGAAGACAUAGAGUCCAAAUUUAGGAACAAAAAAAAGCAAAUAUGGUGUCCAGUACGGUACAAAGGAACUAGUCUUAUUCAGAGAAAGAAAGGAAAGUGGAAAGUUGACGAAAAUGAGUUUAAGAACAUGACGUAUUUUCCAGUGACGUACUGCAAUGGAUUCUUCACAAUUCUUACAAAAGACUUGAUACAAGAAAUGUACGAAGCAGCCAAAGUUACACCAUUCUUUUGGGUUGAUGAUGUGUACUUGUUUGGACUUUUACCGGACAAGAUCGGGAACGUCAAGCAUAACCCACUUCCGAAUCUCAAUUUGAACGAAAAAGACGCCAAAACGUGUUUUGAAUCUAGGGACAAGAAGUGCAAUCUCCUAGUAGCUAAUGCACACUCUGAUGGUAUAAUGGAUAAAUUCUGGUUCAGUGCUUUGGAGCAAUAUAAAACAUUGGCUCAAAAAUACUCAAAAGACGCUUUAUUUGUUUGAUUAAAAAUCUUGGAAGAUGGAAACUGCAAAUAACGUUAAGGUAGACUGCAUGGCGACUGUAAGUCGUUAUGAGCAAAACUUAAUUGGAAAUAACACAUUAAAAGCAAAAGUUACGCAUGGGAAAUGGUGGCUAAGACUUUCCACUUAUACAAUACGUAAUGUUUAAAGGCUUCUUCCUGAAAUAAGAGUUUUUGUUGUCUGAAAAGUGUUCAUGAACUAUCAUUGUAGAACAUUUAUUCAUGUCAUUAUCAUA
Messenger RNA from Ruditapes philippinarum (Manila clam), 1018 nucleotides. RefSeq lists its product as uncharacterized. The transcript is spliced from 2 exons. Gene Ontology annotation, molecular function: hexosyltransferase activity. The record is from RefSeq and is a predicted model, not a curated record. NCBI's taxonomy places the organism in Eukaryota, Metazoa, Mollusca, Bivalvia, Venerida, Veneridae. Gene Ontology annotation, cellular component: membrane. Bases 1 to 765 code for a protein of 254 amino acids.